This is a messenger RNA of Pogonomyrmex barbatus (red harvester ant), 1620 nucleotides long. RefSeq lists its product as uncharacterized. NCBI's taxonomy places the organism in Eukaryota, Metazoa, Arthropoda, Insecta, Hymenoptera, Formicidae. Gene Ontology annotation, molecular function: protein binding; ubiquitin protein ligase activity. Gene Ontology annotation, biological process: protein polyubiquitination; proteasome-mediated ubiquitin-dependent protein catabolic process. The record is from RefSeq and is a predicted model, not a curated record.
AAGAGCAGAUCAAAUUUAUCCAAAAUGAUGAAAUGUCGACACAAUUUCUGUGUACAUUGUUUCAAAAAUCGGUUUAUGAUAUCACGCAAAAAAGAUGGCAAGUCUGUUUGUCCUGUAUGCAAUGUAGCAAUAAUUGAUAAGAAAGAAUCGAAAAAUACAGUGAGCUUUGCGCCAUUACCACCAAAAAUACGAGAUAAGAGAUGCCGUACUUGCAGUGAAGUUUGCAAAAGUAUAAAUAAAUGUAAACACUGUAAGAAUAAAUUUUGCGAGGCUUGCUGGACAAAUCAUGUCAAUGAUUUAAAAGAUGAAUUAAAUAAUAUAAACGGAGAUCUUCAAAUAUUAGCGACGAAAUUUGAAGAUAAAAUUAACAACUUUCGGGACAAAGCAAACGAAGUGAUAGAAUUCAUUAAUAGGGAUAUCGAAGCUAAAAUAAAUGAACUUUAUAAAAAAAGAGAGAAUCGAAUUAAAAAAAUAGAACGUAUAGUUGCCGCAGAAGAAACAUCUGUAGAUGAUAUUAGACAAAGAAUGCAAAAAGUUCAGAUUGAUGUAAAAGAACAGGACACAUCAUAUGCUACAUUAUCUGAUAAUGAGGAAAAGAUAAAAACAUUUUUGAAUUUACAACAAAGAGCUGCAGAAAUAAUGGCAACAGUUGCCAUUUGGGAAUCAGAAUUAAAUGAUAUUCAAACAGAACUCAGAAAAGUAAAUGACGACAAAGCAUUUAUAAGAAGGAACGCAGGUCCUUUAUACAAGCGAAGAACUUUCACACCAAAAGUUAUUGUGAACCGUGAUAUAGUGCAUCGACCGUCAGCAUUAGCCAUUGAUUCUUGGAGGAAUAACAUUAUUACAACUUGUCCAGGAUCGGGACAAGUUGUCAUUCUCGAUAGAAAGUUCAAACUUGUGCGAAGGAUUCGUCACGAGGAAAUGAUAGCACCUCAAGGAGUUACUUUUUUGCAAAUGCACGACGAAAUAUAUGUAACAGACAAAUGGAAGCACUGCAUUUUCGUGUUUAAUCACAAAGGAGAUCUUGUUCAUCGCAUAGGCAGUAAAGGUAAUGCAGAGUCAGAGCUGUGUUCUCCAGAAGGAAUCACGUUUCAUCCAGAACGUAGCGUGCUUUACAUCGCCGAUACUGGUAACAAUCGUGUCCAAAUUCUUGAGAAGGAUGGUACAUAUUUGAAUACCUUGGGUCCCAAGAAUAAACGUACAAGAGGCACUGUUACAUUCCAAUCAUAUAAAACUGAUCCAAUUGCGAGUCAGCUGAAUCAACCAACGGAUGUAGCCGUAACAGUAACGCGUGUUGUCGUUGCUGAUUCCGGCAAUCACAAAGUAAAGAUAUUUAAUCAUGAUGGAGAAAUUCUUCAAUCGAUCGGUGGUAUUGGCACAGCAAAUGGCUUAUUUAGAUCACCUGAAGUAUUAAAAAUUGAUGAGAAAGGAUAUAUCAUUGUCGGCGACGCUGAAAAUGGAAGAGUGCAGAUUUUUACCCCGGAAGGUAAAUUCUUACGAAUGUUAGGCGCCAAAAAAAAGCAAGGACAUAAAUUUGCAUGGGUAUCUGGUUUGCUAGUGACAAAUAAUUACGAUAUUUUAGUCUCUGAUAGCAAGGCUAAUUUUAUAUAUUUAUUUUAA